AUGAAUGUCAAAGGAUUAAUUCCGCGAAUAAUAAGAGGCUUGGAACCAGACUUCCUGUAUCCUUUGGAAAAUGUAACGAUCCCGCAAGGUCGAGACGCAACAUUCACUUGUGUAGUGAACAACCUAGGCGGAUACAGGGUGAGUCCUUCUUCCUACACCAGUGGAGAUCACAGUGGCGGCAAGACUACCCGGGUAGCUUGGAUAAAGGCAGACACAAAAGCAAUACUGGCAAUCCACGAACACGUUAUCACGAAUAAUGCCCGUCUAUCUGUCACCCACAAUGACUACAAUACUUGGACUCUUCAUAUAAAGAAUGCUAAGCAAGAGGAUCGUGGACUCUACAUGUGCCAAGUUAAUACUGAUCCUAUGAAAAGCCAGAGUGCUUUCCUGGAAGUAGUCAUUCCACCAGAUAUUAUAUCCGAAGAAACGUCCGGCGACAUGAUGGUUCCAGAGGGCAGCUCUGCAAAACUAACCUGCAAAGCACGAGGUUACCCAAAACCAGAAAUAGUUUGGAGGCGCGAGGAUCGCGGGGACAUUAUUGUCAGAGAUAUCAACGGCGGAACUAAAAUAAGACAAACUUCAGUCCAAGGCGAGAUACUGAUCUUAACAAAAAUAACAAGAAGCGAAAUGGGAACUUAUAUGUGUAUAGCAAGUAACGGAGUGCCUCCAUCGGUCAGUAAACAGAUGAUGUUGCAUGUCAACUUUCAUCCAAUGAUUCAAGUUCCGAACCAAUUAGUUGGCGCACCAGCAGGGACAAAUGUCACGCUGAUUUGUCAAGUGGAAGCUUCUCCAAAGGCCAUUAACUAUUGGACUCGUGAAACCGGUGAAAUGAUAAUAACCAAUCACAAGUAUACAAUGUCCGAGGAAAGGAUGUCUGACUAUAGUGUACAAAUGCGAUUAAUUAUACGUAAUUUACAGAAAACUGAUCUAGGUGGUUAUAAGUGUAUUUCAAAAAAUUCUAUUGGUGAAGCUGAAAGUAAUAUACGACUUUAUGAUAUGGAUUUAACCGAGCACUCGAGGAAAAACAACGAGGUGCCGAAUGAAGACGGUUCGAGCGAGUCACGCGAGCACCAUGGACACAGACUGAAUCGUAUUUAUCAAGGAUCCCUCAGGGAAAGUGGUUCAACAGGACAAACGCCCCUUGACACGGAGGGCACUUCCGCAGCCACAACUAUUAUCAAGAGUUUUCCUAAAUUAUCCAUUAUUUUAAUAAUUCACUAUACACUCAAUAUAAUUCACAACGUCAUUACGUAA
Messenger RNA from Cotesia congregata, 1254 nucleotides. Lineage: Eukaryota; Metazoa; Arthropoda; Insecta; Hymenoptera; Braconidae. The record is from the annotation of a GenBank genome assembly.